This is a messenger RNA of Strongylocentrotus purpuratus (purple sea urchin), 1901 nucleotides long. RefSeq names its product carbohydrate sulfotransferase 14. Gene Ontology annotation, molecular function: sulfotransferase activity. The coding region runs from base 396 to 1721 and encodes 441 amino acids. The transcript is spliced from 5 exons. The record is from RefSeq and is a predicted model, not a curated record. NCBI's taxonomy places the organism in Eukaryota, Metazoa, Echinodermata, Echinoidea, Camarodonta, Strongylocentrotidae. Gene Ontology annotation, biological process: carbohydrate biosynthetic process. Gene Ontology annotation, cellular component: membrane.
GACGCUAUAACACAGUAUACAUCACAGCAUACAUGCUCCCUACAAAGAUAAACGUUUAUGGAAGUCAUUCGAAAGGCUGUAACUUGUCAGCGUUAUCUGUUUAUAUCAAAUCUUGCCUUUUUCGUCUGGGAACGUCUUCACACCGGUUUUUAGAAUCCAUUACACUGUCAUAACCUCGUCCUGCAGACAUCUUUAUUUUUCAAAGAAAAGUUCAGCAAUAUAACCGCUAAAAUCGCAAUAAGGUUAAAACCGUGUCAACUCUAGAUCUUAUCGAAGUGCCGGGAAGAACGGACAGUGUAAAAAAAGAAUCUCGAUUUAAUAUGAAGACUUGCAUUGCGGAUCCCUGAAUAACGUUGGAACACGACAAAGGUGAGAUUCCAGGCGCCCGGUCCAAAAUGGCUCUUUUGCGACGUUACUUCAAAAACAUCAUCAUCCUCCUCAUUACCCUCAUCGUGUGCCUAUCCGUUCUCCUGAUCGGCCAGAGUAUCAACGACAAAAUAAACGGCAAAGAGGCCCAAGGGUUCUCAUCGUCGCUCCGAAAGCUGCGUCCCGUAGACCUCCCCGGCGUGGUCAAACAGGUUGCAUCCCGGAUCAACGGCGACGUCGCCCACCGCAACGACGUCUCCGUCAAAGAAGCCGCCUCCUACGACGACGAUGAUGGUGAUGUCGAUGGAAACGAGAGUGACGUCGGCGAGGAUGAAGAAGACGGAGAUGUUCUUCAGGAUGUCGAUGGUGUCGAUGGUGAUGCGUUCGAUGGCGGAGUCAUUGGCGCCGAUAAUGUAAUGAAUGGAGAUCAGAUGAAUAAAAUGGAGCAGUUGAACCUUGACCCCUCCAUGUUAAAAAUCAAAGAGAAGAUGAUUGACAGACAAGACCACCUCCACACGGCAUGCGCUCGUAUGGGCUUGCGCAAACUCAAUCUCGAGAACCCGAAAGAUAUGAGUGACGUCAUCGCUCACAAAGGAAACCUCGACACUCUCUUUUGGAACGACAAGUAUAAGUUUGUAGCAUCGGUCAUUUACAAGAGUGGCUCAGGGAACUGGAGGAAAUUCUUGAAGGCAUUAGCGGACAGUCAGGGCAAGGUCAUAAACUUUCCACCCCAGAUACAGAAAGCUCACUACACGCCGGAUAAAGCGCUAUCAACUCUGACAAAAAGACCUCCGGAAGUCAAGUAUCGACUCGCACAUUACGUGAAGAUUGUCACGGUUCGCCAUCCGCUUAUCCGAUUCCUCUCAGGCUAUCGCGAUAAAUUCAUCGAGCACGUCGAUAGAUAUCGCAAGGACAUUCCGAAGAUGAUUAUUGAUUCCCGAAAGGGCGAUGCGCGCGCGUCUCGAACGAAGCACGUGACUUUCUCUGAAUUCGCGGACUUCAUCGUGUCACCCGGUACAGGCAGUGAUGAUCCACAUUGGACUCCGCAGCACAUCCGCAGCCGACCAUGUGAGCAUAAUUAUGACAUCAUCGUUAAAUUAGAAACGUCAGACGAUGAUAUCGAUUACUUCAAGCGCGUCGUGGGUAUCGGCGAUAACAUGAGGUUUCGAUCGGAGUAUACCGACCGCCAUACAGUGAGCAAUAACGAAACAUUGGUUACAUCAUACUACCAGCAACUGAGCGAAGAAACAUUCCAAGCUGUUUGUGAUUCUUACCGCGCGGAUUUCGAACUGUUCGGUUAUUAUCGCCCGAAAAGUGUGAAAGACGUUGCAAGAAUUUUUGACGACUUCUUUUAAAGGGAUAGUUGAGUUCUGUUUUCAGACCACAAAUGCCUUCAAAGUGCAUGGUUAUUGCUCUUAUUCUUAUCUAUGAUAUUUCUAGUGCCCUUUUAGAACCUCCUUGCUAUGAACGGGUAAUUUUAGACCCCAAAAUGUGUGAAUUUAGCCAAUACGUUCAUACUAAUUCAGCUCCACGUU